This is a messenger RNA of Oreochromis aureus, 859 nucleotides long. RefSeq names its product cellular retinoic acid-binding protein 1. Lineage: Eukaryota; Metazoa; Chordata; Actinopteri; Cichliformes; Cichlidae. Gene Ontology annotation, cellular component: nucleus; cytosol. Gene Ontology annotation, molecular function: fatty acid binding. The coding region runs from base 133 to 546 and encodes 137 amino acids. The record is from RefSeq and is a predicted model, not a curated record. Gene Ontology annotation, biological process: fatty acid transport. The transcript is spliced from 4 exons.
UAGGGAGGAGAAAGGGAGGGAGCACAGGGACAGACGGAGAGAAGCGGAGAGAGAAAGCCUGAAGAAAGGCAGCAGAGGAGACAGAAGAAAGGAGGCGUUCGGCUGACACACAAUCAAAACCGCACGAGAAAAAUGCAGAAUUUCACAGGCACCUGGAAAAUGAAAAGCAGCGAGAACUUCGAUGAGCUUCUCAAAGCUUUGGGUGUAAAUGCCAUGCUGAGGAAGGUAGCCGUGGCAGCCGCAUCCAAGCCCCAUGUGGAGAUAAGACAGAACGGAGAGCACUUCUACAUCAAGACUUCAACCACAGUGCGCACCACGGAGAUCAACUUCUGUAUUGGCGAGGAGUUUAAUGAGGAGACAGUGGAUGGCAGAAAGUGUAAGAGUUUGGCCACUUGGGAAACGGAAAACAAGAUUUACUGCAAACAGACUCUUCUGAGCGGGAACGGCCCGAAGACCUUCUGGAGCCGAGAACUCAAAGGGGAUGAACUCAUAUUGAUCUUUGGAGCCGAUGAUGUGAUCUGCACACGGAUCUACGUACGUGCAUAGGAGAGGACCACGAUUGUCCAAAUUCAAAGUUCACAAAGCAAAUAGUCUGUCAGUGUGAGAAAUUGCCAGUAAUCUGUUUUCAAUAGCAUGUUACGUUUUUGUGCAAGUCUCUAUCUUAGCAGGAUAUUAGACAUUAGUUCUACCCCCAUUUUUGUAUAUAUUUUUUGUUUUUAGCAAAGUGAACGUUCAGUAUGAUUUCUUUUAUACAAAAAAGAGCAGCAGCAGUAGGCCACACAGUAAAUACUACAGGGAAAACGUAAUGAAGAACUUGCUAGUGUCAAAACUUUCCCUCAAUAAAUUUUUUAAAACAAUA